This is a messenger RNA of Protopolystoma xenopodis, 510 nucleotides long. The record is from the annotation of a GenBank genome assembly. NCBI's taxonomy places the organism in Eukaryota, Metazoa, Platyhelminthes, Monogenea, Polystomatidea, Polystomatidae.
AUGGCAGAGGACAACAUGAUCAUUGAAACUCCAGAAGGCGAAUUGCUGUAUAUCCGUCAAGAUAUUCAAUCAUCACCAUCAGCAGAAUCACUUCCUUGUCCUGCACUUCUCAACAUUGAAACUACCUCUGGACAAUUCGACCGCCAAGCUGAGCGAUGCCAAAGGUUGUCAGGGACCGAAGAGCGAGGUGGGUUAGGAGAAUGUAGUGUGGAUACGACUGGUCUACUCGAUCCACCCUCUUCUGGGCUUGCCAUAUUCAAUAGUAGGGGUGAUCGAAUUGAUGAUCCGGGUCUUUUUGCACAGAUAAUUGCUGCUGCGGCCUAUUCGUUUCCGGACUCUGAAUCUGAUGCGGUCGCUGGCGUAGAUCCUGCACAAUCGGCUAAUCACGAAGAAAUACGGUUAUCGUUAUCCAAGGGAGCUGACUACUCAGGCGCUGAUGAGCGCCAGGGCUCGUUGCGACUCAAUACUCGCUUGAACCAUUCGAGAUCGUCCCAAACUUUAAGAGUGUAA